UCUGAACUUAGGUUAUAGGAGGCGAGCAUUACUGCCCGGUACAAGAUCCGAACAAAGCACAGUCCACCAAAACGGAUUUAUUUGUUUAUAUGUAUAUAUAAGUUUAAUCUUAAGGAGAGGCAUAGCGUCGUGAAUGGAUUGUCUGGGAUCUGAAAAUAUCAGUUUUUCGCCCGUGCGGUCGCCUCCAAGGAAAUCUGACCCCCAGCUGCAGGAGGAGCGCCGUCGAGCGCGAGCGUCAUCCGAUCUGACACCAGUCGGUUAUUAAACCGCUCGACACGGACGUUUUUCAAACGCAUUCGAGUUUGAUCACACAAUGGCAGUGUUUAGCUCACAGGUGCUACUUGCUGUUACAAGAUCGAGGGGGUCUUACCUUAUUUCUAAAAGACAUGGUUGUGCCUCGCUCCCUUCGACAGCAUGCAUACGUUACCACUCUGAGUACUUCGGACGGGCUUCCCUCACAGCCAAGUGUCCCAGGCCACUCUACCCAUGCUACACUUCCAGCUUCAUCCGCCCUGACUGCGUGUCUGCACGUCCCGUCCACAGCUCUUGUGCGUGGCUUCAGGAGGUGAAGGAUACGGUUGAGCCAGCUAAGGAUUGCUCUGUUCCCGCUGCCUCUGGCACUCAAUCGCCUCCACCAGCAGUGCCAAAGAAGUCUCUGGGACAGAGAGUACUAGAUGAACUCAAACAUUACUAUCAUGGGUUCCGUCUCCUGGGGAUUGACACAAAUGUCGCUGGCAGGAUGGUUUGGAGGUUAUUGCACGGGCAGCAGCUCACUAGGAGAGAUAGGAGAAGGCUGAUGAGGACAUGUGCCGACUUGUUCCGCUUGUUACCCUUUAUGGUCUUCAUCAUAGUUCCCUUCAUGGAGUUUCUGCUUCCCGUUUUCCUCAAGCUCUUCCCAGAAAUGUUGCCUUCCACCUUCGAGACGGAGACCAAAAAGGAAGAGAAACAUAAAAAGGGUCUUGCUGCCAAAUUGGAGCUUGCCAAAUUCUUGCAGGAGACUAUCGCUGAGAUGGCCAGAAGAAACAAAGCAGCUGUUGGAGACGAGACUCAGAAGUUCUCAAUUUAUGUGCAACAGGUGAGGCACACUGGGGAACAGCCCAGGACUAAAGACAUUGUGAAGUUCUCGAAGCUCUUUGAGGACGAAUUGACGUUGGAGCAUCUGGAGCGGCCACAGCUGGUAGCGUUGUGCAAACUGCUGGAGCUGCAGCCCAUCGGCACCAAUAACCUGCUGCGCUUCCAACUCAUGAUGCAGCUGCGCACCAUAAAGGCCGACGACGAGAUGAUCUCCUCCGAGGGUGUUGUUGGAAUGAACGUAGCAGAGCUUCAGGCAGCCUGCAGGAGUCGCGGGAUGAGAGCUCUGGGUUUGACCACGGAUCAGCUCCGACAGCAGCUGCAACAGUGGCUCGACCUCCAUUUGAAAGAGAACGUCCCACCAUCCCUCCUGCUGCUCUCUCGUGCAAUGUACCUCACAGAACUCGCUCCUAAACCCCCUGUCAUCCCACCCGUGCCCAAACUGGAGAAGGCCAUUCCUCCUGUGGAGAGCUAUGCUUCAGCCGAAGGAAAUUCACAGUCGUCUUCUGUGGAAGUGAUGGUGGAUUCCGCGCCUGUCAUCAAAGACAAAAAGUCUGAAGAGUUGUUGGAGAAAACCAGAGCGUUGGACACACCAUCAGCAGAAGCACAGUUAAUACAUGCUAAGGAGGCAGAAUUGUCACAGAAGUCCAAGAUGAGUGCUAAUGGAAUGUGAGAGAGGCCUCUGGUCACCACAGAAAACCUCAUUCUUUUGGAGAAGAUAGUAGAGGAUCUUCUGUCUUUCUCUCCACUGCUGUUGUUUGUGCUGAGAAAACAUAUCUCUCCUACAGUGCUGGCUUAUACGGGCCUUGAUGCCCUUCUGUGUGUCACAUGUAAACAUACAAACACCCUUCACAGAGACCUGAUGGACAACACAUAAAAUACAUCACUCAAAGAAAGAGGGAUCGGUUGUGGUUUAUCUCCUGAGAUUUGUAAAGACACUUAAUAACAGUUGGGGCGAAACCUCUCACCCCUGCACUCCAGCCCAACGUGCGUGAUGUGUUUGCGACCUUCAGUUCUGACAAAUUUCAUUUGAUAAUCGCAACGCGGUUCAGCCAGAAAAUGUGUAAGGAACUUGCAGACUUGCCUUUUUUGAACAUCAUUGUGUAAAUUUGUAAAUAAAUUGUAAGAUACCUUCA
Triplophysa dalaica is the source of this 2207-nucleotide messenger RNA. It is a transcript of the gene letm2, whose product is annotated as leucine zipper-EF-hand containing transmembrane protein 2. The transcript has 11 exons. NCBI's taxonomy places the organism in Eukaryota, Metazoa, Chordata, Actinopteri, Cypriniformes, Nemacheilidae. The record is from RefSeq and is a predicted model, not a curated record. Gene Ontology annotation, molecular function: ribosome binding. Gene Ontology annotation, biological process: intracellular monoatomic cation homeostasis. Gene Ontology annotation, cellular component: mitochondrial inner membrane. Bases 314 to 1744 code for a protein of 476 amino acids.